AUGUCCCAGAUCACGGCGCUCGUCGUGACCCAGAGUCGAGACCCCCGCAGCGCCGUGCUGGGCCACCUUGCCGCUGGAGCCCUCAUCGGGCUCGCAGACAUCGUGGGCACCCGGGCGCAGCUGGGACGGAUAGCCCUGGUGGGUCCCGAGAGUUUCAGUGGCGCCUGGGUCAGCGUCCUGCGCCUCGACGGGAGGCCAUUGCUGGAACGCGUACUGGAAGAGACGGAGAACAUGCAGCUCGAGGCCAAACUCAAGGCCGAGACGGCUCGCAUUGCCGCCCGCAUCGCCGCGGGCGACAACCAGGAGCCUCCUCCCAGGAGGAGAAGCUCGGUGGGUUCCGCGUGGUCCGCCCUCGGACGAGCUCAGCUGCCGCACUUUGGCGAGGCGGCGGAGGAGGAGCUGGAAGACGUGGACAUGCCUCCGCCGGGCCCGUCAAACAAGGUGCUCCCGGCCAAGAUGGCGCAGAGGGCCACGGUCACGGGCGGCUGGCGCUCGUUCACCGACCCGAUCUGGAAGCGGCAGGUCUUCGUCGCCCCCCUGGGGGGCCGAGCCACCUGGGGCAUCAGCGAGGUGUUGCAGACAGGCGGCCUGGACGACCUGCUGCUGGCCCGCUGCUGGGAGGCGUGCGUGGUGGACCCCCUCGCCGUGGAGGCUAUGAAAGAUCCCACCUGGGCUUUCGAGAUAUUCGCCGACCCUAGCCUGAGCGGCGAGCCGAUCUUCAGGUACGAGAAGGGGCGACUGAUUGUCGUCCAGGUCUUCGACAUGAAGACGUUUGUUGCGCACGUCGUGCUGCCCCCGCCCGAAGACGGCGGCGAUGCGGCCACCGGGUAUGCGACGUACCGGAUGCGCGACGGCCGGCCUCUCCUGCGAUCCCUGAUGCAGCCGUCCGAG
Messenger RNA from Prorocentrum cordatum, 891 nucleotides. Lineage: Eukaryota; Dinophyceae; Prorocentrales; Prorocentraceae. The record is from the annotation of a GenBank genome assembly.